AUGUCUGAUGAAAUAAAAUUGGAGAGGUUGAUGAAGAGCCAAAUAACCAAUCAAAUGAUAGAUCAGCUAGUAUAUGAGACAGAAUCAGUGAUCUCUGUGGUCCCAGAACCUAUAACAACCAAAAACAAACUACCCACUUUGCGUGAAUUCAUAAUAAAAUUAAUAGAUUACACCAACGUAUACACACCUACCUUACUAAUGACAUUGUGUUAUUUGAAUCGUUUGAGUUUGAAACUGCCACCGCAUGCCACCGGGAUGCCUUCGAGUAGACAUAGAAUCCUCCUUGCAUGUCUAAUACUGAGUGCUAAAAACCACAAUGAUUCAUCCCCACUAAAUAAACAUUGGACAAAAUACACGGAUGGAUUAUUCACUUUGCAAGACGUGAAUCUGAUGGAACGACAAUUACUGUCACUACUGGAUUGGAAUGUCAUAAUACGAGAAGACGAAUUGUUGGAAGUUAUGGAAUCUCUAUUGAACCCCAAGGUGUCUUCUGGCUCAUCACUAUAUAAAUUGGGAAGGGAGGACUCUAUAUGGUCUACUCUCAGUAGUUCAAGUACGCUAGUGAAUCCACUGUCUCAACAGGAUCUAAAUAAGCCAUUACGAGAGUACAAUAUGGUCAAUAAUUUAAAGAAGAAGAAGAAAGUAUUCAUUUUAAAGGAUAAUAUCCUCGAAACUACAGGUGAUACUAGUAAUAAUAAUUUGAAAAGAAGUGAAAAGACUUGGUCUUUAGGGAAAAUAAUGAAACAAUAUGGAUUCUAG
Arxiozyma heterogenica is the source of this 759-nucleotide messenger RNA. RefSeq names its product Pcl1p (gene PCL1). Gene Ontology annotation, biological process: regulation of cyclin-dependent protein serine/threonine kinase activity. Bases 1 to 759 code for a protein of 252 amino acids. The record is from RefSeq and is a predicted model, not a curated record. Gene Ontology annotation, cellular component: nucleus; cyclin-dependent protein kinase holoenzyme complex. The transcript has a single exon. Lineage: Eukaryota; Fungi; Ascomycota; Saccharomycetes; Saccharomycetales; Saccharomycetaceae. Gene Ontology annotation, molecular function: protein kinase binding; cyclin-dependent protein serine/threonine kinase regulator activity.